UUCCUCCCUCUCGUGUAGUCGUGUGUGUCUCUGUGUUGUGUUUUGGUAUGCGGGUUUGGUCCCAAUUCUCUCUCUCUCUCUCCUAACUAGUGUUCCGGCGGGAGAGAAGGAAGUAAAAGAGUAGAAGAAAACAAUUCCUGUGCUUUUACGAAACUGUUUUCUGUGCUUUCUAUCUAUUCGUCCACCCCUUCUUCUUCUUCUUAUUCUUGCUAUACUUCCAUAACCGAGUCCAAGAGUUUUCUCUCUUUGAGGAUCUUGCUUAAAUUGCUUAGGGGCUUGGCUUGACCCUCUUGGAGGCGCAAUUCAGUGUGGUGGGAACAGAUUUUCUUCUGUUGAAUUUGGCAUCUCUUCUGAACACUUGUGGUUAUCUUACUGUACAUGUGUGUUAUUUUGAAGGCAGUUCCGAAUGGAUGCGCCUUCAAAGAUACCUGGUUCAGGUGACUCUCGAGGUAUAGACAAAGUUCCAGCAGCAAACAUUUCUGAGAGGCUGAGAAAUGCGUGGGCCAUCCCCCUUGGAACUAAUGCAUAUCAUGCCGCAACAGAUGUUAGCUUGUUCUCCAGCUCAUUGCCUGUUCUUCCACAUGAAAAAUUAAUCCCCAAUGACUCUGAGCAAUUUGGCCAAUCGGUUGAUGAUAACACACCUACACUAGGUGAAUUUAAUUUAGAAGAGGAAGGUAAAGGCCCAUUUGAAGCGGAUGAAACAAGGAUGGUUGGGAACAUUCUUCCUGGGGAUGAGGAUGAGCUAUUAGCCGGCAUAAUGGAUGAUUUUGACCUUAGUGGAUUGCCUUCUCAACUGGAGGACUUAGAUGAUGAUUUCUUUGGCAGUGGAGGGGGAUUAGAAAUGGAACAAGAUCUCCAGGAGAACCUACUUAACGGUUUUGCAAGGUUGAGUAUACCUGACGGUAUUCCUGGAGCUAGCAUUGCACAAUAUAGCUUUUCCAAUGGUUCUGCAACAGUUGCUGGAGAACACCCGUAUGGAGAGCACCCUUCGAGGACACUGUUUGUUCGGAACAUAAAUAGUAAUGUAGAGGACUCUGAAUUGAGAUAUCUAUUUGAGCAAUAUGGCGAUAUCAGAACAUUAUAUACAGCAUGUAAACACAGGGGAUUUGUGAUGAUAUCUUACUAUGAUAUCCGAGCGGCUCGAACUGCAAUGCGUGCUCUGCAAAAUAAGCCUUUAAGACGGAGAAAACUUGAUAUUCAUUUUUCAAUCCCAAAGGAAAAUCCAUCAGAGAAAGACAUUAACCAAGGAACUCUUGUUGUGUUCAAUUUGGAUUCUUCAGUAUCCAAUGAGGACCUUCGACAAAUAUUUGGGGCUUAUGGUGAAGUCAAGGAGAUCAGGGAAACACCACAUAAACGGCACCAUAAAUUCAUUGAAUUCUAUGAUGUUAGAGCUGCUGACGCUGCUCUUAAGGCUUUAAAUAGAAGUGAUAUUGCUGGGAAGCGGAUAAAGCUUGAACCUAGCCGGCCUGGUGGAGCCCGUCGGAACUUGAUGCAACAAUUGAGUCAAGACAUGGAGCUUGAUGAUGUCCGAUCUUUUCGGAAUCCAGUUGGUUCACCAGUUGCUAGCUCUCCUCCAGGCAGCUGGCCAAAUUUUGGCAGUCCGGUUGAGCCGAGUCAAUCACACAACUAUAGUAAAUCUCCUGGUUUAAGAAAUUUCAGCCCCGUAAAUAACAGUAUGUCUGGGUUGGCCUCCAUUCUUCCGCCUCAGCUCUCAAACCCUGGAAAGAUUGCACCGAUUGGUAAAGACCCCGGAAGGGUUAGUCAUGUCAGCCAGGUUAGUACUGAUACUCUUUCAGCCCAAGCAGUUGCUUAUCAGCAUUGUUAUUCAUUCCCUGAGCAGAAGCUUAGUUCGAGUUCUGGACCUGUCUCAUUUGACGACUCUAAGCCAUCUGGAAUCGGGACGCUUUCUGGUCCUCAAUUUCUUUGGGGAAGCCCGCCUGUUCACUCAGAGCGUAAUGACUCUUCUAUCUGGUCGACAUCAUCAAUGGGGGGUCACCCGUUUGGUUCCAAUGCUCAAGGACAAGGCUAUCCAUAUUCCCGUCGGCAGGGCUCACUCCUUGGCUCUCACCAUCAUGUGGGGUCCGCGCCUUCUGGAAUUCCCUUGGAAAGGCAUUUUGGUUUUUUCCCCGAAUCACCUGAAACAACAUAUCUAAGUCCAGCUGCCUUUGGCACUGCAAGCUCUAGUCGUAAUAAUGGAAGCCGGGGAAUGGGUAUAGGUUCCCCUGGGGUUAUGAACAUGGGAGUUACUCUUGCAGGGACUUUUACUGAAGGUGGUUCUCCUACUCCUAGAAUGAUUCCAUUGUCAAGAAAUAGCCCUAUAUUUUUUGGAAAUGGUUCAUAUGGAGGAAUUGGGGUGAAUAAUAGUGAGUUAACUGGUCGAAGUCGAAGAGUUGAGAGUGGGGACCAGAUGGAAAACAAAAAACAAUAUCAGCUUGAUUUAGAGAAGAUUCUGAGCGGGGAAGAUAUCAGGACAACUUUGAUGAUUAAAAACAUCCCAAACAAGUACACUUCAAAGAUGCUACUUGCAGCUAUUGACGAGACCCACAAAAAUACAUAUGAUUUCCUCUACUUACCAAUUGAUUUCAAGAAUAAGUGCAAUGUUGGUUAUGCCUUCAUCAACAUGGUGUCUCCUUCACAUAUUAUCUCUUUCUAUGAGGUAUUCAAUGGGAAAAGGUGGGAAAAGUUUAACAGUGAAAAGGUUGCGUCUUUGGCUUAUGCAAGAAUCCAAGGAAAAGCGGCUUUAGUUGCUCACUUCCAGAACUCGAGCUUAAUGAAUGAAGACAAAAGAUGUCGCCCAAUUGUCUUCCAGUCAGAGGGGCAGGAGACUGCAGACGAGGAACCUUUACCUUCCAGCAACCUGAAUGUUUGUAUUCGACGGCCUGAUGGGUCCUAUACCGGAGACUCCCUGGAUAGUCCCAAGGAUAAUCUCGAUGAGAAGCCAGCGACUUCUACAUUUACUGGAAGCGCCUGACCCUCAAAUACGAUGGCCGUGGAUUCUAACUGUUAAUAGCUAUUUCAGUACAUAUAAUAAGUCAGCAGCAAUGCGAAGAUUGCGUUGAGGUUGUAUGCUAGGCUGUGUCUGGUUUUUGGAUGGAGGACACUCGGGGCAUUUCCCGCAAGGCAGAGGGAACAUUUAACUUAUGUUAUAGCGCACGAAUUGGUGUUUAACACGGUGACAAGAAUUCCACCGUCCGGGCUGCUGGCGCAAGGCAUCUCCUUUGUGAUCUUACUUGUUCAUCGUUGUAAUUUCGUUGUAUAGUGUUUUGUUACGGGGAAUGCUAAGCAGGACACUAGUUAAGGAUGUCGGUUCAGUUCUUUUCGUUUUGUUUUGGACAACAUGGGAGUUUGGGGGCUCCAAUCUUUGUUUUACAAGUCCAAAAUAAAGAAGAAAAGGAUUGAAGAGACAACUUAAUUAUGGAAUGUCCUAAUAGUAAAACCCUUCUUGUAUAGUGGGUUUAGGGCAGUCUCUCAAGUGUAUAGGAUGCAGGCAAACAGAUCACCUGCAUCUUUUGAGUUUACUUGUGAUCAUGUACCUAGGAAACUGUUGCGUUUAUGAUGUUUUAAUGUACAUGGAAUUUUUUUCAAUUGUC
Molecule: messenger RNA, 3590 nt
Organism: Ipomoea triloba (trilobed morning glory)
Lineage: Eukaryota; Viridiplantae; Streptophyta; Magnoliopsida; Solanales; Convolvulaceae
Product: protein MEI2-like 2
Exons: 13
Coding region: 407-2971 (854 amino acids)
Molecular function (GO): RNA binding
Source: RefSeq, a predicted model, not a curated record